AUGCCGUCCACAUUGGAUUUAUGUGAGAAGUACUUCGGGACGCGCGACAUUUACGCGUUGCUUGAAUUGACGAAGGAUUCUUUGGAGAAAGACAUCAAAAAGGCCUAUUAUAAGCUGUCUUUGAAAGUUCAUCCGGAUCGAGUGCCCGAGGCGCAGAAAGAAGAAUCUACCGAGAAGUUCAAGGUGCUCGCGAAAAUAUAUCAAGUUCUUACAGACAAAAACAAGAAAGCAAUUUAUGAUGAAAAGCAAAUUAUCGAUGAUGACGAUGAUGAGGGCAGACUUGCAAGUUGGUUGGAGUUAUGGCAGAAAAUUUUCAAACCAAUAUCAGAGGAAGAUAUUGACAAUUAUCAAAAAGAGUAUGUCGGUUCAGAGUUGGAGCGGACCGACAUUAAGAAAGCAUACUUGAACGGUAAAGGUUGCAUAAAUUACAUGAUGAACUGUGUUCCAUUUAUGUCCGUGGAAGACGAACCAAGGAUUCAGGAGAUCGUUAAAAAAAUGAUUGACGCUAAAGAAGUACCCGAAUACAAAAUAUUCACAAAAGAGCCAAAAGACAAAACAAAGAGACGACACAAGAAAUAUGCUCGUGAAACCCUUGAGGCAGAAGCUAUCAAGAAGAAAAUGUCGAAAAAAGGUCCCGCAGAAAGCUUAGAGCAACAAAUACUGAAGCGGCAACAAGAACGUGCAUCAGAAAUGGGAUCGCUGUUUGACAAAUUGUUGGAAAAAUACGCCGGAGAUGAUGACACAGAGGAAUUCACCAUCGAUGAAUUCUGCAAACGAAAAGGAAAGAAGAAAACCACCGCGAAGAAAGCAGAGCGCACCGAGAAAAUUGAAAACCGGAAAGUUAGGAGCGGAAGAAUCAGUGUUGUCGAUUAAACUUAACUACAUAAGCACGUUUCAUUUAUGUAUAUAUUCGAUUCCACAUCAUGAAUUCGGUAAUUGUGUUUCUCAUUUUUCUUAAGUUAUUAUUUUUGAUCGGAAUGCCUGAAAUGUAUAACUCUAAGAGCACACGAUUUCCCUGUGAAUUUUUUUACUCAAUAAAUGAAUUUCAAAUGCCGAUAA
This is a messenger RNA of Hermetia illucens (black soldier fly), 1059 nucleotides long. Its product is annotated as J domain-containing protein CG6693. Bases 1 to 873 code for a protein of 290 amino acids. NCBI's taxonomy places the organism in Eukaryota, Metazoa, Arthropoda, Insecta, Diptera, Stratiomyidae. Gene Ontology annotation, cellular component: nucleus; cytoplasm. The record is from RefSeq and is a predicted model, not a curated record. Gene Ontology annotation, molecular function: heat shock protein binding. The transcript is spliced from 5 exons.